AUGGCCCACCUCCUCUUGAAGCCUGGUGCUACACCUCGUUUUUGUAAGGCAAGAUCAGUACCUUUUGCCUUGCGGAAGAAAGUGGUAGCUCUGAACAACCAACUUCUUGUGGAUCAAUACCAAUUGCCUCGACUUGAAGAUCUAUUUGGCUCACUGGCUGCGGGGCAAAAGUUUACAAAAAUAGACUUAAAGCAAGCUUACCUGCAACUGCAAGUACACCCAGAUUCACGCCAUCUGUUGACCAUUAACACUCAUAAAGGAUUAUUCCAGUAUAACCGCAUGGUUUUUGGCAUAGCCCAAGCUCCAGCCAUCUGGCAGCGGAUCAUGAAUGAGUCUCAACUGGAGUUUUGUGCCCACACGGUGGACCGACAUGGGUUACACACUACUGAAGAAAAGGUUAAAGCCCUUACCCAUGCCCCUACCCCCCGGAAUGUCACUCAGCUCAGGUCCUACCUUGGCCUCCUAAAUUACUACCACCGUUUCUUGCCAAACCUAGCACACCAGCUCUACCCAUUACAUCGCUUACUGGAUGCAAGAGCUAAAUGGAUAUGGACAGACAAAUGUGAAGAAGCUUUUCGGCUUACUAAAGAACUCAUUCUGUCUUCUCUUUUCCUGUCUCAGAUAUUCUCUUAUGUUCAGACUGGAUGGCCAGAGAGAGUUUCAGGUGAAUUUCGUCCGUACUUUGCCAGAAAAUGUGAGCUUGUGACUAAUGCUGGUUGCCUACAAUGGGGCAAUAGAGUGAUUGUACCCCAGUACUUGCAAUCAACCAUGCUAAGGAUACUGCAUGAAGGCCAUCCUGGUGUGGUGCGCAUGAAGCAGCGAGCCCGGAGCUAUGUUUGGUGGCCACAAAUGGAUACGGCAAUUGAAGAUUAUGUUGCUCAAUGUCCUGGGUGCCGUCAAGCCCAGCGACCCCAAAAGAGAGGAACCCUGCAACCUUGGCCAUGGCCAACAGAACCGUGGUCCAGACUCCAUCUUGAUUUUGCUGGCCCCAUCCAGGGUAAAAUGUAUUUGAUCGUGGUAGAUGCGCAUUCAAAAUGGCCGGAGGUUUUUCAAAUGCCUUCUAUUACCUCAGCUGCUACCAUUCUAGUCUUAAGGAAGCUCUUUGCUCAAUAUGGCUUGCCAACAGCCAUAGUCUCCGACAAUGGAACUCAAUUUACAUCGCAUGAGUUUCAAUCCUUCCUUAGUGGCUUGGGCGUCCAACACUACAAAACAGCUCCUUAUCAUCCAGCUUCAAAUGGGCUGGCAGAACGAUUUGUGCAGACAUUUAAGAAGCACUUACUGUCCACUCUGGACCAGGUUGGACUGUCAGAAGAAAGCUGCUGGAAUUCUUGA
This is a messenger RNA of Rana temporaria (common frog), 1332 nucleotides long. RefSeq lists its product as uncharacterized. Lineage: Eukaryota; Metazoa; Chordata; Amphibia; Anura; Ranidae. Gene Ontology annotation, biological process: DNA integration. The coding region runs from base 1 to 1332 and encodes 443 amino acids. The record is from RefSeq and is a predicted model, not a curated record. The transcript has 3 exons. Gene Ontology annotation, molecular function: nucleic acid binding.